AGGGGGAGGGGCUGGUAACCCAGAGGCGGUGGCGGCCGUGCCGCGGUCGGUGAGGCGUCUGACCCGGCUGCGGGCCCCGGCAGGGCGCGGCGAGAUGGAGGUGACCGGGUUGUCUGCGCCCACAGUGACCGUUUUCAUCAGCAGCUCUCUGAACAGCUUUCGCUCUGAGAAGCGGUACAGUCGCAGCCUCACAAUAGCUGAAUUCAAGUGUAAGCUAGAGCUGGUGGUGGGCAGCCCUGCGUCUUGCAUGGAACUGGAGCUGUAUGGAGCUGACGAGAAGUUCUGCUGCAAACUGGAUCAGGAGGAUGCGCUGCUGGGCUCGUACCCCGUAGAUAACGGCUGCCGCAUCCAUGUCAUUGACCACAGCGGUGCUCGCCUUGGGGAGUAUGAGGAUGUGUCCAAGGUGGAGAAAUACAGGAUCUCACAAGAAGCCUACGACCAGAGAGUGGUCACCCUGGAGAGGGUCCUGGACCAGGAGUAA
Messenger RNA from Phyllostomus discolor (pale spear-nosed bat), 481 nucleotides. RefSeq names its product tubulin folding cofactor B (gene TBCB). Gene Ontology annotation, molecular function: alpha-tubulin binding. NCBI's taxonomy places the organism in Eukaryota, Metazoa, Chordata, Mammalia, Chiroptera, Phyllostomidae. The transcript has 4 exons. The coding region runs from base 95 to 481 and encodes 128 amino acids. Gene Ontology annotation, biological process: post-chaperonin tubulin folding pathway; tubulin complex assembly. The record is from RefSeq and is a predicted model, not a curated record.